Messenger RNA from Gadus chalcogrammus (walleye pollock), 687 nucleotides. RefSeq names its product receptor expression-enhancing protein 6-like. NCBI's taxonomy places the organism in Eukaryota, Metazoa, Chordata, Actinopteri, Gadiformes, Gadidae. Bases 1 to 687 code for a protein of 228 amino acids. The transcript is spliced from 6 exons. The record is from RefSeq and is a predicted model, not a curated record.
AUGGGGUUCGCGGAGAUCCUCGGGGGGCUGCGGGAGCGCGCGGAGCGGCUCCUCACGGAGCCCAGCCCGCUGAGCUCCGUCCUGGGACGGCUGGAGGAGAGCACCGGCGUGAGGAGGAAGAUCCUGGCCCUCGGGGCAGUGUCUCUAACUGGACUCUAUCUGGUUUAUGGAUACGGAGCCUCUCUCCUUUGUAACCUCAUCGGCUUCGUCUAUCCUGCGUAUUACUCUGUGAAGGCCAUCGAGAGUGAGAACAAAGAGGACGACACCAAGUGGCUGACCUACUGGGUGGUCUAUGGGGUCUUCAGUCUGGGGGAGUUCUUCUCUGAUAUCUUCCUCUACUGGUUCCCCUUCUACUAUGCCUUCAAGUGCCUGUUCCUGCUGUGGUGCAUGGCCCCGGUGGCGUGGAACGGCUCCCAGGUGAUCUACAACCGGGUGGUGCGGCCGUUAUUCCUGCGCCACGAGGCCGCGGUGGACGGCAUGAUGAACGACCUCAGUGGGAAGGCCAUGAGCGCCGCCGAGGCCAUGACCAGAGAAGUACUUUGUACUCUGCUGAAGAACCAGUCUCUGUUGACCCCGCCUUCAGCCCAGAUGGGCCGGGACCCCCAGAAGAGCUUACCCAGCCCGGCGGACCCCCAACCGGACCCCCGCACGGACACCCCGCCUGAACGCCCCCCGUUUCUGGGCUAA